GCACAUAUUGAGCUAAACAGCCCUCACUGUUACACCCUCAGCUCACUUCCUAAAAAGACCCAGCAAGAACAGUAUCCCACAAAUAUCUAGGCACAUAUUUGGAUAAAAUGGCCUCUGGACAUGGAAACAGCUGGGAGCAGUGGGACCUGUCAGGACAGAAACUGAAGUCCCUUCCUCAGGACCUUGUAACACAUGUUACAUGUGUGGAUUUACAGAGGAACAAACUGAAACGGGUCACCGGUAUCUCCCGAUUCACCCGCCUGAUGGAGCUUAAUCUCUCCAGGAACAAGAUAGUGGAGAUUUCUCUGGAAAUGCACAACCUGCACACACUAGAGACACUCUACCUUAACCAGAACAACAUCAGAUCCAUUCCAGAGGGAAUCUUCCCACGUCUUAGGAGGUUAAAGUUCUUAAAUAUCAGUGCUAAUCGCUUGGCCAGGCUUCCCUCAGAUAUAAACCAGUGCACCAGUAUCACCUACCUGGACCUUUCCAAGAACUGCCUGCAAAACAUCCAACCACUAGUUGGUCUCCCAAAUUUGAAAGAGCUUUUUGUUGAGAAGAAUCUACUGUCCGAGCUCCCGUCCCAGCUGUUCCAAAACAGCAGCUGUGAGCUGAUGGUGUGCAAGGCCACGGGGAACCCACUGAGGUGCCCACCAGAGGAGGUCUGUGCUGGAGGGGUCAAGGACAUCCAGAGCUACUUCCUCCAAAUGGAGGAGAACCCAAACACAUGCAGUUCCUGGACAGUGAAGACCAUGUUCCUGGGCUCCUCCAUGGCAGGGAAGUCCACACUCUGCCGCAGCCUGAGGGAAGGGAAGCCUGUGACCAUGGCAGUGGAGGACCGGACACAGGGAAUUGAAAUCAGCCAACUCUACACCCAAGAAGUCCGUUUCCUUUUCUGGGACUUUGCAGGGCAGGAGGAGUACUACCUGACACACCAUGUCUUCAUCACACCACGAGCCCUUGUCAUCCUCACCAUUGAUUUAUCCAGCUACAGCAUUGUAGACCCACAUUCUUUCAAAGACCAACUGUGCUUCUGGAUAAACAACAUACAGCUGCGUGUGCCAGACUCUGUGGUCCUGCUGGUGGGAACACACUGCGACCAGUGCAGAGACCAGGAGGAGGUGAUGGACAAGAAGAGAGACAUAGAGGAGAAGGUCAAAACCAUGUUGGCAAACAGAAGGGUGGUUUUAAAACACCAGAAGAAAAACCUGGAAGAAAACAAAGACCUCUUUCUCUUUACGGACCAGCUGGACAAGCUGGACUGUCUUUUGGAAUACAAUCUGAAGGUUCUGGAUCUUGUAGCCAUUGACUGCACAAAGUCGGAGGAUAUUGCAAAACUCAGGAGUCAUAUUUUGACAUGCAUUCAGUCAGAGAGAGUGUUCCUUUGUUCUGAGAGCAUCUUACCCAAAAGUUACGAAGAGGUGGAGCAAGCCAUUCAUAUACUUGUUGCACUAGACGAAAUUCCCCAACAUGGUAUUGUUCUUCUUGACGAACUGAGUGAUUUAAUUCUCAACCAUGUUAAACUGAGCAGAGAGAGUCUCCACUCUAUCUUGCGAUUCCUCUUGCGAUAUCUGCACCGGAUCGGCGUGAUCAUUUGGUACGAAGACAUCCGUGUACUCAGUGACAGAGUGUUUAUCCAGCCAUCGUUCCUCAUCUCAAUGUUCAAGACCAUUGUGAGACAUGAUCUGGUGCAGCAGCUGGAGGGGAUCUCCAGAGACCUUCUCAUGCAGGAGGGGGCUCUGGUGAAACAGAAGUUCACCUGGGUGGAUGACUUGAGGUGCAAAGGCAUCCUGCACAACGCAGCAAUGCGCAUCUUGCUGCGCAGAGAGUUGGAGAAACUGGUGGAGGACGAUGACGACUUGGUCGGAGAGGUGGUGGGAACCAAAAGGGAGGAAGGCAUGAUCCUCACCCUGCUGCAGCACUUUGAGGUCUGCCUCCCAGCUCUCGUUAGAAGUCCUCUGAACCCUCAAGCGCCAGAGUUCAUCCCUGGUGAGAAACAAUGGGAGUCAGCCGGGGAAGCCAAGAGAGAUCCAGAUGGAGCCUGCCUCUUCCCCAUCUACCUGAAGGACGACCUCAUAGUGUGCCACAAGUGGGGUGAGGACAAGCAAGAUGACCUCAGUGUUCACAUGUACUUCCUUCCUGAGAUUCCUCAUGGCUUCUUCCACAGGGUGAUCAUCGCGACGUGCUCCCUGUACCAGACUCACUGGGUGGGGAGACAGCAGUGUCUCCUCUGCUGUGGGAACAGACUGGCUCUGGUGAGAGAGAAAAACAAAGACGGAGAUCCGUUCAUAGAGCUACGCUGCAGGAGACCUGAGAAGGAUGAGGAGUUCCGCCAGUUGUGGGACCUGAUCUUGGCUUUGAUGUCCAAGCUGUUUGCGCUGUCCAGGCAGUGGCCAGGGCUGACUCAGCAGGUGCACACACCUUGUCCAGAGAGAGGCUGCCUACAUUACUUCACCUGGAGGGACUGGGAGGAGCUCAACAACACUGACUUCUACAACCUCGUGAAGGAGGAGAAGUUAGUCUGCCAGGGUGGCCAUACACGACGGACAGAGCUGAUUUUUCCAAAACAUAAAUAAGCGCCUGCAUCAAUAUGGAUAUUUAAGGGAAAGGGGAGAACACAAAAGCAUGUUUUUUGUAUUUGAGUUUAUUUUCUUUAUUCCCUUUCCUUGUUUUCACUUAAGUUCCCACUCUGCAGUGAGCAGUUUGAUAAAAAAAAAAUUCAUUUUCUCUGAUUGUGCUGAAAAUAAAUGGACAACUGUAA
Messenger RNA from Chelmon rostratus (copperband butterflyfish), 2761 nucleotides. RefSeq names its product malignant fibrous histiocytoma-amplified sequence 1 homolog. NCBI's taxonomy places the organism in Eukaryota, Metazoa, Chordata, Actinopteri, Chaetodontiformes, Chaetodontidae. The transcript is spliced from 9 exons. Bases 108 to 2576 code for a protein of 822 amino acids. The record is from RefSeq and is a predicted model, not a curated record. Gene Ontology annotation, molecular function: protein binding.